Molecule: messenger RNA, 5759 nt
Organism: Folsomia candida
Lineage: Eukaryota; Metazoa; Arthropoda; Collembola; Entomobryomorpha; Isotomidae
Exons: 11
Coding region: 2401-4503 (700 amino acids)
Source: RefSeq, a predicted model, not a curated record
AGUUCUUGUUUCAGUGCACGUUCAACUGCAUCCGUCCCGUUUAGCCCGUGCCGAGCCAGUAGUGGUAGCAGUUACACUGAUCCUGAAUAUAAAACCACCACUUUCCACUUGUUUUCUUUCUCGAACAAAGUGCAGUUGAAGUAGUGGUGGGAGGAAAGUUAAUGGCAUGUAUCCAUUCUUUCGGAUCCAUCGUCAACGAGUAAAAAACAAGAAUGAGAAACCUGAGUUAGCGUCGUCAGGCUUGAUACAAUACACGCGCUUCAAGGUUUUCGUGAAAUAGAAAAUGACGAAGGAAUAAUAAUGUAGUGAGAUCCGUCCGAGUCAGAAACUUGUGACAUUGACAUUGAAUUUCAAAGAAACAUUUCAAUCGAUUUGUUAGUUGUUUGUCAAUAAAGUAUUCAGUGCUGAAAGAAUAAAGGGAAAAAGAAGUGGUUAACAUUUCCUCGUCGGAUGGAUCUACAUACACUCCAGGUCCGCCACUGUGGUGAAAGAGAAGCAGAGUUUUUUCUCUUGACAUAGUAUUAUUACCGAAAUUUGCAUAUACAUUACUUCAUUGCUCCUCUUGUGGAUUCAACAGCAUGGGGCAACACUUUGUACGAAACAACUCGGGUCUACCAGUAAUUUAAAUCAUGACGGGAAACUGUUUCAGUUGUUGAGUUGAAAUUGAUUGGUUUGUCUAUUUGCAAUUCAAAUAUAGUGUGGACUUAUAAUUUACACCCGGCCGAGUAGCUUUCUCUGUUCAACAUCACUUGUAGUAGCAACAGCAGCAGCAGUGUUUAGGAGCUAACCAAACCACGAAAGUCUAAACAUUCUCUGAGCCUCCAAGUUUCUCUCUUUACAAAUAAACAGUUGGGAACGUUUAUGGUUUGGCUAGAUUUGGGGUGUUGUAGUCAAAUGAGUGCUUACACAGUUAUUUAUGUCCCCAUCUAAUUUAUGAGAUUGUCUCACAAAUGAAGUAAUGAAUACAUUUGAUUGAUGAAAUUUAUACACAGUGUCCAAGUGGAAACAGCCACAAUCAAGAUUAAAAGUUGGAUAAGUUCCAUCCUUUAACCACACCAUUCAUUCAUUGGGAAAACACGAGUCUUGUUCGUGAGAUAAGAAAGUUGCCCUUUCAUCUUCCAAUGACAAUACCGUUUAUUGUUUAGUGCCGACUGUCACGUCUGAAUGAACGUGCGCUUCACAUGAUGAUGAUUAAAUUAUAGUGCAACAGAACAGACAUGAUUUCGAGAUUAUCCACUCUACAGUCUCAUUCAUAAAUAUCUAGUGUAGUGCUCUGAUUUAAUAAAAGGGAAUAUAAAAUAUUAAGUGUAUUUGUAAUGAAUGAAUACAUUAUUACAUAGUCUCGACAAAUCAUUGAUAACUAAUAAUUGAAGGGUCUACCACAUGACCUCAUCAAUUUAGCCUAUAUGUAAUAAUAUUGCCAUCUAAUUUUGUACACAAAAAUAAGCUUCUAAUUCAAAGACAUACCUAUUUAUAAAUCACAACGACAAAGUCAGAGAAGAAAGAAACAGGCCAAAAAAAACUUGGCAAACAAAUUUUUAUUUUCCUCAGCUUCAUCGAUUAUUGAUUUUAAGCACGAGUUGGAGAAAGAAAUCGAGGAAGGAGUGAUUCCAAUCCUGCUGGUUCAUUGUAUUUCACCCACCGGCAAAACACGCGAUAAGCAUUUAUUCUUGGUAAUAGGAGAGAUACUAACACGACACGAGGGUACGACGACGGCUCCUGGAGGGAAGUGAAAAUAUAUGACUCUGUUUGUACGUAAGCCAGCCCGUACCUACAACCAAGCCCUUUGUCCACCUUUUCAUCAUCUGGAUCUGGGGGUCUUGGGCUAUCGUCGUCGUCCUAGAAGAAGAAAUCUACUUCACUGAUCUUGAGCUAUUUACACAACCGAGUAGUGAACACCUUUCAUCCAAAGUAAUGCGGUAUCAAGGAUGAGGAACGAGGGAGUAAAAGUUACAGUUCAUCAUUGAGUAUCAAGAACACUUGCACUUAUGUAAUCAAUGUGAGGGAAGGCAUAGUGCACACGGUGAAAGCAAGCAACUUGGUUUCCCUUUCUAAUCAAAAGCACGCACGACGGUACACUUGGAGACUAUUUUUGUCCAUGGAAUACUCGCUCUCUCGACGGAGCUACCACCCUUUGUGAUAGGAAACGUUCGACCCAUCAGUGAAAAUGAGUUAUUUACGAUGAAAUGGUUCAAGUCCUUGGAGGCAGUGGCAAAUAUGUGAAGAAAUACAUGAGAAUUACACAAAGACGAAUGUUCCUCAAAAUAGGGUAGAAAUUGAGUUGUAAAGAAAAUUGGUCUACGCAGGAAAAGUUACCCCUUGCUCAUCAACGAGCAGAGUGGUGGUGGCAGCAAAAAUUUUUGUGCAGAAGAAAGUUGGAAAUAAUGAUCUUUCUUUGUGAUGGUCUUUGGGGCCUUCUUAUGGAUUCUCAUAAUAGCAUCCAUUCCACUUCUAACGAGUCCUGAGUUUGUUGUUCGUGAAAUCCGAGCAUGUUGUCACCAUCGGAUAAUCGUCAAAUGUGCUGACAAAAACUUCAAGAUCGCCAUCGUUCAAGCCCGAUAUUUUGCAAGUGGUCCCGAUGAGGCGUCAGUUGCAGCAGUAAUUCACUCAAGGAUAAAGUAUUCCUCCCCUUUGGACGACCCACGUGAUUUCCAGCAACAAGAUCAUCAGCAUCAUCGGUUUAUUCCCUCAUCACAACCAUCCGUUUCCCUGUGGGACUUGGACCUAAAGUUUGCUCACGAGUUGCAAAAAGAAAGUGUCCAACUACCAUUUCCAGUGAACACAUUGCCUGAAUGGCACCCAGAUCACUCUUCUCAUGCUUCCAACCGACGCCGUUUCUUCCACUACCCAAGAAGACCUACAAUUCCACCCAAAUUCCCUUCGGGAUCAAACUUCACGGCAGAAAAAGUGCUGGAAAUGCCCUUGUACGAGACGAAUUUCUUGGAUAGUUCCACAAUUUGGAAUCAACCAUUGUUUCCAAUCGUUCAGAGCGAGAGUAGUGAAAGCAGGUCACUUUUGUCCUCAAAGUACUUUUCAGACACGUUCCAGACAGACUCUCCUGCGAAAUUUCGAAACAAGUGUUUGUCUUACCAAACUCUGAUGAGUAGUGCAGUUCAUCGCUCUUCUAUUUUGCCUCCUCAAACGCAGCCGUCGGACAGAACAACGGCCGGAAAGCCUGGCUGGCGUUUCAAAGAUUUGAGAACUUAUUUCAAUAGAAGGUGCAGCGGAAAAUCCGAGUGCGAAGUACUUUUAAUUCAAAGCAACGGCCAAGAUGAGGACUUCAGCCGAGUCUGUCACCUUAUGCCAGAUGGAAUAAUUGCUGUGAAAUAUAUCUGCUUCAAUUCUUCAAUAGCAACCUCGCAUUCCAAGUGCAACGUGGAUGUGACUCCUGCUACCGAGGGAUUUCUGAUGAACCCGGGCUACCCUCACUUGUACCCGGGUGAUCUACCAUGUGAAUUUCGACUGCAUGUGCCUCAACAAAAAAUACUCUUAAUAUUUUUUGACAUCUCAAUCCGCACGGAUCAAAUUAAAGACAAGGGGAAAUGCCGGGACGAGCUUUCUGUCACAGAUUCUCAUCAACUUAAGCUUUUGAGUACCUGCGGGGAUCAAGGAACGGCAAUCGCCAUCCUUUCUGAAACCCACCAACUAAACAUAACACUUAAUCCUCAAAGUCGUCUAGCAUUCCCCAAACGUGGAUUUUUAGCGUAUUACCGAGUAAUUGGUUGCAAAGACCCGGAAGUCCCCCAAAAUUCCUACCUGACCUUUCGGAAUGCGACGACGGCGGUCGUAAUUUGCGACGUGGGGCAUGUUUUCCCUGAUUCCCUGUCAAGGACUCGCUGGCUGUACUGCUCCCCACUUGAUCACCGCUGGUUGGGAAGUUUCCCUUUUUGCAAUGACAUUCGGAAUUUGGCGAAACGAAAUGUGUCAAUCGAACAAAUGCUAAAAAAUGAUCCGUCUGUGUGGCCUUUAAGACAUCCGAUGAGUGAUCAAAUUUAUUUCUCAGACGUUGGACUGCCCGUCAUCGUUAUUAUGUUGAUUUUCGGACUUCACGGGGUCAUCCUGUAUUUAAUAUGGCGUCAACGGAACAGAUUGGAAGAGAUCGAGAAUCAGACGAAUCUAGAAAUGGAACGAAUGUGCUCCACGAACGCGGCGGAGGAAGGGAGCAUUUUUUCUUUUCCUGACUCAUUCGUAGAAGACCUUUGGGAUGAUGAUGAUGAACUUGAGGAAACAGAUCAAGAUCGCACUCUGACCACACUCACGCUCCACGAAACCGACACCACCCCCAAUUCUUCAGCGGCGAGGAAAAUAACCGACUUUUCCCACUCGGAAGAACGAAAUAAUGGUCACAUUCGCUACUAUCUGUUCCACAACGACACAACAACAAGUAGUACGGCCACAAGUCAUAACAAUACAAGUGUCAGAAAUGGUCAUAAGCCUCAUGCUGGGUACAUUGGUGGGCAGCUGGUUACUUUUAAUGGUUACUUUCGACAAACGGCUGUAUAGAAGAUGGGGAAAGUUCGAAUUUAACAACGCUUUAAAUUCCCGGUACAUCAACUUUUACGAGUGUUAUGCUGCAGAGCUUCUUCAUAUUUAUUUGUGGCUUCGGUUUAUUCAUAUUCCAGAGAAAUGUGAAAGCAGAUGAGCUUAUAUAUGUAAAUAUGUAGCUUGGGAGAGUGGCAUGGCAUUGUUUUUAGGGAUUCUUUUUUAAAUAUAGCUACGGAAUAAAGUUGAGAUUAACGACACUGUGACCAGUGUCACACGAAUUACGCGUUACAACAUCAAUGAUGAAAAUCACAUUGUGACCCUUACUUGACCCUUGGAGCAUUGUUUUGUCGAAACGGAUAAUAAUAUGUUUGUCAGGAAAUGUUUUGGAUGAAUAUUUACUACAUCGAUUUCUUUGCUCGUUUGUACGUGUACAAAUAUACAUACCUACAUAAUAUGUAUACCGCAGUAGGCUAUGAAUGUUAUGGCUGUAAUAAGGAUGAGUGAAAUCCUGUCACAAAAACUUUAUGACGGGUCACUCUGUCUGAUUGCAAGGAUGAUAGCCAGCCAGCCAGCCAGCCUGUUAACUAAAUAUGCUUGAUAUUUUGACUUUCCUUGACAAGCGCAAACAAUAGCAAAACAAUUUGGUUCAUUAAGUUUCGGGAAACGGAAAAGGGGAAAGCGAGCAGUUCCAUUCUGCAUAAAUGCGAGUAGUCAUUUGCCACAUAUAUUAUGGAGACACUGCGAACAUGCACUUUGUUCAACUGUCCUCGUGAAAGGCAUAAUUGAAUUGAACAAUUGCAGCAAAAUAUCCGCUCACGUCAAUUAUGUACAACAAUUUGUAAACGAUAAAAUUAAUUGUAGGGUUGCCAUUCAUAGAAUAUCUUCUUUAUUACUAGUAUUUCAUAUGGGAAAUUAUGCAAAUAAUUAUGCAAAUACUCAGUCCACAAAUACAUAUUCUACUGUUUACAUGAAUGACAAAUGCUUGUUGUAUGUAUGCUUUGCAUGAAGGUUCAUUAUGCAUUCUUGACAUUAGUAUUUGAAGAAUUUUAUGUUAUGAUAUAUUCAAUUAGAAUUCCUAAUUCCUAAGUUAGCGUGUUGUUGAAUGUGUUUAUGUUUGUGUGUACUACUUUGAAAUGAAGGGUGCGAAGAUAUCUAGCUAUAGUCUGUAUGCAAUCAAUGCUUUAUUUUACCAAAUAAUUUCUCGAGUGUUAUAAAUAUUGUAAUAAUUUUAUAAAAUUUAUUUUUGUAGUAAGAAGAAAUUAAUAAAAUGUGUU